Zasmidium cellare ATCC 36951 is the source of this 852-nucleotide messenger RNA. RefSeq lists its product as uncharacterized. The transcript has 2 exons. NCBI's taxonomy places the organism in Eukaryota, Fungi, Ascomycota, Dothideomycetes, Mycosphaerellales, Mycosphaerellaceae. The record is from RefSeq and is a predicted model, not a curated record. The coding region runs from base 1 to 852 and encodes 283 amino acids.
AUGAAGGCAUCUAUCGCCACACUUGUUCUGGCCUUUUGCGUCAGCAAUGCCAUUGCUGCUCCAGCUCAAAAUGAUGCAUUCGAGAAGCGCGAGCCCGCUCUUCCCAUCGCAGCAAAGGUUGGCAUCAAGGCUGGAGCUGCGUUGGGCAAAAAGAUUUUCUUCGACGAAAAGCGCGACGUGGAUGUUGUUGAGAAGCGCGAGCCCUUCCUACCGCUAGCUGCCAAGGUCGGCGUCAAAGCUGGCAUUCUCGCCGGCAAGAAGAUCCUCUUCGAUGACAAGCGCGAUCUCGAUGCUGUUGAGAAACGCGAACCUUUCCUGCCAUUGGCAGCCAAAGUUGGCGUGAAAGCCGGUGUCUUGGCCGGCAAGAAGAUCUUCUUUGACGACAAGAAGCGCGAUGUAUCUGGCGACUCCAAGCGGGAUGCUUUCAUUGAAUUCAAGCCUUUCGAUGACGACCCAUUCAACCCAUUCGACGACGAAGGCGUCAUUGGAAAGCGUGAUGCCCUGCCUCAGGAAGGAGUCAAGGAAGGACUCAACAAUGCCAUCCAAUGGUGGGCCAAAGAGGUCAACGACGACAGCCCACUGAACCCAUUCGACGACCCCGGUCUUCCUGGCAAACGCGAGGCUCAGCCGCAAGGAGGUGUCAAGGAGGGACUGAACAACGCUAUCCAGUGGUGGGCCAAAGAGGUCAACGACGACAGCCCAUUGAACCCAUUCGACGACCCCGGCCUUCCAGGAAAGCGUGAAGCUGAACCAUUCAUCAAGGAUGUGCUCGGAAAGGUCCUUCCUCAGGACAAGAACGAUGACACAUCGUUCAACCCUCUUGACGGCAAGCUUGAUAUCUUCAAGCAGUAG